CAUGCACUGCCACUCAAGCCCAUCUUCAUCACCACCGCCAUCCAAUAGUCUCGGUCUAGUUUUGCUGCAGAUCAUCAGGAUCUGGAUCCGUCGUACUUGAACGCGUCAGUCGCGCAUACAACAUGAUCUUGUCCGGGAGAUUACCGGCGGAAAUAAUCCUUGAAAUUCUAGCAUACCUUCAGCUCGAUUCAUUGGCAUCGUUCGCUGCCGUAUCUCGAAGCACAAAAAUCUUCAUUGACGCUAAUGAAUCCACGGUAUAUCGGAACGCUGCGGUGAUCCACGGCUUGAUAUCCUCAGAGGCCACCCAGCCGGCAGAUCUGCGAACAAAAUAUACUCCCAAGUCAAUGCAGGGCGUCGAUAGUUGGAAGUCCUUCUGCAGGCGUCAGAUCACUAUCAAGCGUGCAUGGAAAGGGAAAUCACCAUCAUCUGCGAGAAGACUAGCAUAUGCAUCCUUGCACAGGCAAGAUGUCCACCGCAUAAAAGUUGACGAGUGGGCCGGAAUCAUCAUCACCACGUACCGAAACGGUGGCCUUGCUGUAGCAGAUAUUGCUACCAACCGUGUACUGUGGUCUUUGCCAUCAUCGCAUGUUGUCCCACACGCUCAUUGCGAAUACGACAAAGGGUUUUUGAUCUUCAAUCGAGUAGGUCGGCGGAAGGAGGUUUGGCGGCUGGUUGAAGGUCAGAACGAGACAGUCCAGCCGACAUCAUCUUCGCCUCCGGACCAUACCCAGCAAGCAGCAUCCACCGAGGCUGCAACGGAACAUCAGAGUUCUUAUCCCAAAGGACAUUUCGUACCUUACAGCCUCAUCAUAACACCCACCAUGACCUAUGCAUUUCGAUUUGUCUAUCCGGUAUUGUUCGCCGCAACGGAAACAAACUUCUUCAUAUAUGAUAUUCCCGGCGGCAGGCUUCUACAGAGCAUUGUCAACUCUCCGGAAUCCCUUAUUCAUUUGCACUAUGUCGACAUCUCAGAGCGCCACCUCUUCCUUUGUGGCUGGCCCAACGUCGUUGUCUUCUCCCGCGAAACGGGGAAAAGCGUGCUCAAAAUCCCCUCCUACCAAUUGCAGUAUUCCAACAAGAUCUACUCCAUCUCCAAGCAGACUCACCCCGUCGCCGGAUCCGCCUUACUUCAUCACGACGUCGUCACUCGCCCGGCCGAGACUACACUUCCUUCCCAGGUAGCCCACCUAGCCGACACCUUCUCUGCGGUGCAUGUGUCGGCUUGCGGUCGGCAUAUCGCAGCACUCCUCUCCUCUUCACGCCUACUCAUCAUCCCUUACUUCGAGCGACUUAUUACAGGGGAAGCGGAGCUUCAGAACAUCAUCCUUGACAUUGAGCUAGGGUCAAGGUCGCGCAUCUCGAGGUACUUAGCGUUUGAAAAUGAGCGAGUCGCUGUGGUAACGGACACUGGAUUGUUCGUUGUUCAUUGGGACAUGGAGAAGCCUCCAGAGAUUUGCAGAGCUCCGAUUUUUGGAGUGAUGUCCGCUCUUCCGGAGGUGACAUGUUUACAAAUGACGGAUACGGGGUUGUAUCUUACAUGGAAGCACCCGAUCACGACCGAGGUCAACGAAGAGGUCUUUGAGCGGUUGCUAGAUGAGGAGGUCUCGUACACGAUGAGAGAUAACUUCGCUCAGCUUCUCGUUCAGCCCACCGUUGAGCCAGACGAGAUCGUAGAAUCACACGACUCCGCGGUAUGUAUGAUCGAUUUCGUUGUGCCGUGAUCUACAUGCAAAUCUCUUUGUUCCUUUAUCUACACAAUCUCUACAUACUUAGCAGUGGUCUUCGAUUCGGUGGUUGUGCCUAACUUGUGCUAUCAGAUGUUCAGACUGAAAUUCUGUCAAGUAUGAAAUAUCAUGGAUGUGUACAUGCGUUACUUUUAAGGUUUCCACGAGAUGUUUCUCGAGUCGGGUGACAACCUCGCAUUCUAUCACCAAUUUCUACAGAA
Messenger RNA from Desarmillaria tabescens, 1945 nucleotides. RefSeq lists its product as uncharacterized. Lineage: Eukaryota; Fungi; Basidiomycota; Agaricomycetes; Agaricales; Physalacriaceae. Gene Ontology annotation, molecular function: protein binding. Bases 123 to 1721 code for a protein of 532 amino acids. The record is from RefSeq and is a predicted model, not a curated record. The transcript is spliced from 2 exons.